CAAGGAGAUACAUCGUGGACAGACAUUUUAAUUCUGGUUGUCAACUAGUUGUCGACAGUCACACCCCGCAGAUCAUGCAAGAUGAAGUAAAGAUUAUGAUAUAUGUAGUAUCAUAUCACAUGCAAUUAAUAUAAGGUCCCCCACCCAUCAUCCUCAUCAGUUGCCAACCACUGAAAUGGACGAGAGAAUAUACGAACUAGACAGACAAGGCGACAUCACCUUUCUCGUCUACGAUGUCCCCGAGUCCCUCCCACGGACCCUGGACCAACUGCACCCCCUCCUGCUAGACGGUUCAACUCCAAACAGCACCUCUGCAGCAGAAGCAGCAGAAGCAGCAGCAGCAGAGGAAGAAGGACCCACCCAAAUCCAAAAAUCCCAAGCAAUUCUCAAAAUCCGCGCCUCCUCCAAACACCUCACGCUGGCCUGCCCCCAAUUCAUCCGCACCCUACACAGCGGCUUCCAGGAAUCCCACUCCCUCGAGGAAACGGGCCACCUGACCCUCGAAAUCGACAACUGGGAUCCCGCCGCCUUUCUCGUGCUUAUGCUGAUCCUGCACGGACGCACGCGCCCCGUGCCCAGGAAACUAACCCUCAGCAAACUCGUCGACUUCGCCGUGCUGGUAGACUACUACGAGUGCUACGAGGCGGUCGAGGUCUUCACCGAUAUGUGGACGACGGCGCUGAAGAAGACGGUGACGGCUACAUCUCUGACGUCGCUGGCGCGGGCGGAGGAGUGGCUGUUUGUCUCCUGGGUGUUUCAGCAUCGGCAGACGUUUGCGCAGGCGAGCGGGUAUCUGCUAGGGAAUCUCACGGGCAGGUUUUGCUCGGAAUUACCGAUUCCAAGGCGGGUUUGCGAUGCGAUUGAUCGGGCGCGGGAGGAUGCUAUAACCAGGGUUCUUGACAGACUGCAUGACCGGUUCGCUGUGUUGCGCUCGGAUAAGGUGCAGUGCUCGUAUGAGUGUGACUGUAUGCUUCUAGCAGCCCUCACGAGGCACAUGCAUCGACUUGGGAUAUUGGAGAGGCCGGCGCCGCCGUUUGAGGGGAUUGGGGCCGGGCAGCUGGCGAAGGAGGCGCCGGGAGGUACGGGGGAUGUGGUGAAGGUUGUGGACUUGGAGGAGUUGACUGAGCUGAGGAGGAAGUGACUGACAAGCCGACUGUGUAGUCAUGCAAACGUUAUAUUCUAUCUUUAUGUCUAUAUGC
Messenger RNA from Aspergillus novofumigatus IBT 16806, 1199 nucleotides. RefSeq lists its product as uncharacterized. The record is from RefSeq and is a predicted model, not a curated record. The coding region runs from base 176 to 1141 and encodes 321 amino acids. Lineage: Eukaryota; Fungi; Ascomycota; Eurotiomycetes; Eurotiales; Aspergillaceae. The transcript has 3 exons.